GCUGGGAGCGGGCGCAGUGUCUCCCGCAGCUGGGAUCCUAAUAAAGUUGCAUUGAGCGGAAACCGGCCCGCGCCCGGCAAGAGCGCACGGAGCACCGGCGGGGACACCCUCCUCCGCUCCCCUCCCCCCGCCUGCCUCACUUGGCUUAGGACAGAAACUGGAACAAUGAGUGGAAGUUGCGAAGAGGCCAAUUUAAAGAUAGGCUUGAUAUCAGGAAGAACUUCCCCAACAGCACUGCUCAAAAGUGGAAUAAGCUGCCUCCUUGAUGGUCUUCAAUCAGUUUGGAUAAAACAUUUGGAUACACCUGAUGCAAGAAAUGCUGAAUCUUCAUGAAGAUAAAUCAGUGUUUUACCAUUAUUGGUUAAUUAGUUCUUCUGUAGAAAGAUAGUAUAUUGUUUAUCACCUGUGAUAAUCACUUCAAAUACACAUCGACAUUUGGUGGAAAGAAAGUUUCUUGAAGAUUUAUAUCAAAUGACGUCAAUGGCCAGCUUGUUCUCUUUUACUAGCCCAGCUGUAAAGCGAUUAUUGGGCUGGAAACAAGGUGAUGAAGAGGAAAAAUGGGCAGAAAAAGCAGUUGAUGCUUUGGUAAAAAAGUUAAAAAAGAAAAAGGGUGCAAUGGAAGAACUAGAAAAAGCACUGAGUAGCCCUGGGCAGCCCAGCAAGUGUGUUACUAUUCCUAGAUCUUUAGAUGGAAGACUACAGGUUUCUCACAGAAAAGGCUUACCCCAUGUUAUUUACUGCCGAGUCUGGCGUUGGCCUGAUUUACAGAGUCAUCAUGAGUUGAAGCCAUUGGAUAUUUGUGAGUUUCCUUUUGGAUCUAAGCAAAAGGAAGUUUGUAUCAAUCCAUACCACUAUAAGAGAGUGGAAAGUCCAGUCUUACCUCCAGUAUUAGUGCCUCGACAUAGUGAAUUCAAUCCACAACACAGCCUUCUGGUUCAGUUCAGGAAUCUAAGUCACAAUGAACCACAUAUGCCACAGAAUGCUACAUUUCCAGAUUCUUUCCAGCAGCCCAACAACACUCCUUUCCCCUUAUCACCAAAUAGCCCUUAUCCUCCUUCUCCAGCUAGCAGCACAUACCCCAACUCUCCUGCCAGUUCUGGACCAGGAAGUCCGUUUCAACUUCCAGCUGAUACUCCCCCUCCUGCUUAUAUGCCUCCUGAUGAUCAGAUGGGUCAAGAUAAUUCUCAGUCUAUGGAUACAAGCAAUAAUAUGAUUCCUCAAAUUAUGCCAAAUAUAUCCAACAGAGAUGUCCAACCUGUUGCUUAUGAAGAACCCAAGCACUGGUGUUCAAUUGUCUAUUACGAAUUAAACAAUCGAGUUGGAGAAGCUUUUCAUGCAUCUUCAACAAGUGUUUUAGUUGAUGGGUUUACAGAUCCUUCCAACAACAAAAGUAGAUUCUGCUUAGGUCUGUUGUCAAAUGUUAAUCGUAACUCAACAAUCGAAAAUACCAGGCGGCAUAUUGGAAAAGGGGUUCAUCUUUAUUAUGUUGGAGGGGAAGUCUAUGCCGAAUGCCUGAGUGACAGCAGCAUAUUUGUACAGAGUAGAAACUGCAACUUUCAUCACGGUUUUCAUCCUACCACUGUCUGUAAGAUUCCUAGUGGCUGCAGCCUAAAGAUUUUUAACAAUCAGGAGUUUGCUCAGCUUUUGGCACAGUCUGUCAACCAUGGAUUUGAGGCAGUCUAUGAACUCACCAAAAUGUGUACGAUUCGAAUGAGCUUUGUAAAGGGCUGGGGAGCUGAAUAUCACCGGCAAGAUGUUACCAGUACUCCAUGCUGGAUUGAAAUUCAUCUUCAUGGGCCUCUACAGUGGCUGGAUAAAGUACUUACUCAAAUGGGCUCCCCUCUUAAUCCCAUAUCUUCUGUUUCAUAGUGCUGAAGUCUUAUCUUCAGUUACUAUUUUAGUGACCUUAUUUUAAUUUUAGAGAAACCUUUAAUAUGGAUACUGUGAGCUUACAUGGAGAACAGAUAUUACAGCUUACUUUUUUCUACCUACUUGUGACCAAUACAUUUGUAUUUUGUAAUGAAAAGACAUUUUUGUUUUUACUCAUGGUUGUAUUAUAAAAAUGGUAGUUGAAGUCUCAAAAAUGGCCUGAAAGAUACAGAGCAAUUAUUGUGACCCUUCAUAUAUGUAAAGUUAAUUAUUUGAUUUUGCAUUUAUCUUAAACUGGAAAAUGCAUUUAUUUCAGUUUUUAAAUGAACAAAAAAUAUCUCAGUGUGAGAACUCAGAGGGCAUGUUGUGUUUCUUUUUUUUUUUUUUUUUAAAUAUAAACUGUGUUUUAGUUAAAGAAAUGCCAUUCACUGUUCUAGCUUUCAGGUAAAUAGUAGUAAAGCAAAACUAUACUUUUAUAGAUGAAACAUCAUAAAAUUUAGAUUUAUUUCCUUUAAACAUUUGCCUUACACAAUAAUGUGACUUCAUUGUAUAUUUUGAAAUACGCUUAAAAAAUUAUUACAGCUAGUGGUAUCAAAUAUGUGACAAUAUUCUAGUUCUGUCAUGAACACUACUGUAUAUAGCUGGAUGACAGGUCACAGUUUUGGUCCACUUUGAUUAUGUUGCCUUUAGCCACCAUUGUAAGGAUUGUAAUUUAGUUAAGAAUAAUCUUUUUAUUUUGCACUUUUAUGGGUGAAUAUUUUUAGUGUAGCCUUUGAAAAAGCGCCCAAACAACUUGGAUGUAGUUGUUAAUCAUUAGCUUGUUUGCUACCCCUUCUUGUGUCUUAAUACAAACACUUCAAUUCAUAAAUGACAGCACAUAACUUAAGUUGCAAGAAGGGUUUUUUUUCCCAACCAAAUUGUAAGAUUUUUGUUUCCUAGCUUUAACUCGAGAUGCCUUUUCACUCACAGUUGUAAUAGAUAACAUUAAUUUUUUCCAAUUUAGUAUUUUAUUGUAUCCCAAUUACAUGUAAAAACAAUUUUUUAAUAUUUCCUUUUAAAACUGAGCUCCAAAUUCUCUCCCUCCUUCCCCACCCCCCUCAUUGAGAAGGUAGGCAAUUUGAUAUAUGUCAUACAUGUGUAGUCAUGGCAUAGAUGUUAAGUGCUUGAUUUCAGCCCUGAGUAUGAGUCACAUUAGGCCUUUUCUCAAAAAUGUACUUUGUGGCAAAUAAAUAGUUGUUUCAUGGUGUUUCAUAGUGAAUCUUCAGUGGUUUCUAAGGUUAUUGUUUUUAAAGAGUUUACGCAUCAAAGAAUGUAAAUUGAACUGUUAGCAGUUGUGCAAUAGCUCUUCCUAAUUCACUGUCUAGAUAAAUGGCAGCUAAACACCCCCAAAUAACAUUUUUUUUUAGGCAAUUGGGAUUAAGUAACUUGCCCAGGGUCACACAGCUAGUAAGUGCCCAUAUAAAAUUUUUGAUGAGAGAGAUUAAAACUUUAAACCUUCAUUGUUGGUUAACUGAGCUUCUUGUGAGCUGCUAUAAUUUUCAGGUUAAAAGAACAGUCACUUUCUCAAGGGUGGAAUAACUAUGGGAGAAGGAAAGGAUACCUUUGAAGCAAUUUAUUUAGUUACCUAUCCUCAGAAAUUUCAUUGUUGAAUGCUUUCAUAAAGUAUAUGAAAUGGACAUUUUAUAGGUAGGAAGGAUGCAGGUAUACUAAUUUGGGGUUUUUAAAUGCUAUACCUGAUUUCAUACUUUACUGAUCUUAAGAAAGAAAUGUGCCUUUUUUAUGGAGAAUGUGAUUCUUUUCGGCAUCAAUAACAAUAUUUAUUUGCUUUUUGUGAAUUGCAACUAGUAGAUAGCAGAUGUUUGUAAUUUGGUUGAAAUAAGCCACACAAAAUUUCAUGUUACGCUAGAGAUGAACCUUUGGCUGGAUGAAAGGAAUGCUUAACAGUCAAUACCUGAGUCCUUUUGACAUCUGGAUCUUCCUAAAUUCAGUUUUUUCACUCUGCUUGGGAAAUAGCCCUAGCCUUUUCUUUUGGGGCGGGGGGGGGGGGGGAGGCACUCUCAGAGAACCAACUCGAGGAAACUUUAAUGGUAGAAGUCAGUAAAGCUUAGUUAAUAACAGAAGAGAGCCAGUGGAUCAUUUUCAUGAUGACAUAAAUGUGUUUUACAGUUUUGAUACUGGAUCAGGGGAGAUAUUGAGUUUGGCAGUUUGAACAGAUUAAGUGUUUGAACUUAUUUUAAAAGUUAGUCAGGGAAUGAUUUAACUUUUCAUAAACUUUAAUAAUUGCUGGAUAUUAUUACCCUUCUGAAUUUGGAUUUAGUUUACAUAACAGCCCCUGAAGCCCCUUGCUUCUUUGUCACCCACAAGAAAAAUUUUAAAUGACUAUAUACAUAGCAAGCAUUAUAUGUAUAUCACAACCCAGGAUAUUAAAACUUUGAUUACUUGGUCAACUUGAAUUUCCUCUUUUAAACUGAGAUCAAGUCCUAUCUCUUUGGUGAGAAUUUGAGUAUUGUUACCAUAAUUAUCAGUAAAUUGAAUUUGAAGGGUUACAGUUUUAAGACCAGAAGUGGUAUUAUAGCAACUUUUUUUGAGUGCAGAUCUCUCAACUGUUAAUCUAGAGAUUUUUUUAGGUGAAUAUAGAGAAGGCUUAGGGCUACAUACAGUAUAUUUAUUACCAGUUAAGACAACUUUAGAAUCUAAGGUACUGUUUGUCUCAUCUUCAGAUCCAGCUCAAGCACCAUUUGACUCUCUUGAUAUUAUUACUCACUAUAUACUUCUCCCUACUGCCAAAAUCCAAUAGUUCACCAGAAUUAAUUAGGUGAAUUGAACUGUUAUUGAUAAGACAAUGAGGGAUAUCACACAAGCAAACUAUAUUGGGUCAGAAACAAAACUUUUUCAUGGUAAACAUACAGAUUAGAGAAUAGGUCUUGGGAUCUACCAAUAUAUAGUUUUUGAAUUACACUGUCCUAAAGCAGUGGUAAAAUAGGUGCCUCACAAAUUAUCCUUGGAAAUAAAAAUCUGAAAAUAAUUUUAUCAGAGGUUAUCAAGGGCACAAUGCAAAAAACAACAAAAACCCAGUAACUGUUGUCUGUUCUGGGCUAAUCUCAUAUAAAAAGGAUAUGUGUAUAUUUUUCUCUUCAAGGGCCAGCCACUUUUUCAAUUUUAACAACCCUACAAUUAAAACUUAAAAAGAAGAGACAAAACAGUCAAGCCUAUGUCGUCUGCUCUCUCUGCACAGUCAUCUGCCAUUACCUAUAAGUAAGGCUGAAGAGUGAGGUUUUGAUGGGAAUGGCCAGUGUUAAUUAAGGUUAUUGAUUUACCUGUGCUAUACAAAAUAAGGCUGAGGAUCUGGGCCCAGCUUAGUGCAAGGUGCAGAGUUUUUCAUAAUGAAAAUUAGCCCUCAAAAUAUAGUUGUGUCUCUACAGAGAAGAUUGCAGUGUCAAUAAAGUCCUAAUGUCAGAGACCAUCAUUAUGAAAUGUUUUCAUGUGGUACUUUCAUUAAAGGAACUUUGACAAAUGCAGUUAAUGUGAUAUAGUCUCCCUCCUGCCCUCUUCUACAUUCUUCCCUACCCUUACUGAAUCAUAAGUGGUAUUUGGGAGGGUAUUUUUUGGGGGGGCGGGGUAGUCGGUGUUGAUAAAGGAAGAGAUUCAGCUCUAAAGAAACCUAAAUUUUGUUUUGUUGUUGCUUUCAAUGUAACAUACUAGGCACUAUACUAGAACUUUGAGUGAUAAAAAGGUGAGAAAUAAUAGCAUUUGAUGACACAUUGACAUCCCAAAGAGCUAGAAUUAUAUUGACUUAGAAAAAUGAACUCAUUUGAGUUGAUAUUCUUACUAGUGCUUCAUUAUGGUCAAGACUCUGAUUUGAUCCAAUAAGUUAUUCAUAUAAGUGUUUGUGAAGGGCUGUUCUCUCUAAAAUAAUAAAAAAACAGGCCUUAUAAAAAACUAGUAUUCCAUGUUGACCACCCUGUAAAGCAAAAAUAUGACUCUGUUUUCCCCUUUGAAUGGCCAUCAAGUUAAUGUGCUUUGAUUUAAUCAUAAGGAUUCUUAAUAAAAAACUUUUUAGUUAUAGCAACUGGUAGUAACAGUUUUGCAGAUGUUUUUUAAAAAAAGUUCAGUAAAUGACAUUUUGAGAAGAACUAAUUGUUUUACUUUUAACUGAUUCUUUUACCAUCUUAUGAAGUUUGGGACUUUUUGUAUGUGUGUGCCUAUGCAUUUCUAAAAGGAAAUUUGAUAUGCAAAUGAUAGACCAAAUUAUUUGAUUAUACCAUCAGUCUGCAUCUCAUUUGUAAUGCUAACAUUAUCAUGCUUUUGUUUACAUUAUAGGAAAUGAGAUUCUAGCAACCAAGUUUUAAUUUUCUUCUCUUUUUGUUAAUUUGUAAACUGUAUUAGUCUUUAUUGUGCUUUACAAAAUCCAUAAUGCUUAUGAAUUUUUGCAUAUUGCUCAUAAAUACUCUGUAUUUCAAUAAACCUCAUUCUUUUCUCUUGUUUUUAAUUUUUUUGUUGUUGUUUUGAGCAUACAUGCUAGAAAAAGUGAGCAUUUCCCUAUGCACAACAGAACAUAAGAUUGUACAUGAAACCAGGAAAUCUCCAUUUUGUGAUGCUUUUUUUAAUGUAUAUGAUAAAUUCAUUUUCUUACUUUCAAAAUUGCCUUGCUUUUCUUUGCUUCUUUCUAAACUGUUUUCUGUUCUGUGCAUUUUAAAAAUUGUUUCGAUGACUCUUUUGGCAUCACUAUUGCUAAUUCACUCUCCAACUAUCCCCCCCCAAAUGAAAAACAAAACCAAAACCUUUAUAGCAGUUAAGUAUAGUCAGGCAAAACAAAUCCACACAAUUACUGUGUUUAAAAAUGUAUGGUCUUUUUGCACUUUGACCCCAUCACCUCUUUGUCGGGAUUUAGGGAAUAUGUUUCAUCAUAGGUCCUCGAUCAUUGCUUUGAUCAGAGUUUUUAAAAGUCCUUAAAAGUUGUUACAUUGUUGUCCUUGUAGAAAUUGUUUACUUGAUUCUAUUCCCUUUAUCCUACAACAAAUCAUCCCCCAGAUUCUGAGUUUAUUUUUUUACAAUGCAUUAAUUUUACAUUCAUAUGCCACAAUUUAUUCAAUCCCUAAUUGAUGGGCACCCUUUUGUUUUCCACUUUCUUUUUAUUUUACUUUUAAUGCUCUUCCUCUCUAUUUCCACCCAUUUUCCUGUUGAGUUUGAUGUAUUUCACAACAAAUCACAUGUGUAUCUGUCUAUUCGUUCAGCCCUCAGUCCAGUUAAGAGUGGGGUUCACCUGAUGCCUUCUCUGUUUUUUUUGGCCAUUACAUUCCUGGGGCUUUUCCUUUAGGGGUUUAUUCCUUUAGGGGUGAUCUGCAGUUUCUUUCUAUUAUCAAUUUGUCUUCUGAUUCUAAUAUAUCUAGGCAUUUUUUAUGAUUUCUUGAAAUAUGGUAUCGAAGCCUUAAAAUUUUUUAACCAUAGUUUUCAGGGAAUAUGAUUCUGAAAUUCUUCUUAACCUGUUUUCUAGACCCAUUGUUUUGUUGUGAGAAUACCUUAACAUUUUUUUCCCCUGCUUAAUUUCUUCUAGGUAUUCACAUAGUCCUUGUGAAAAAGUCCACUUUUCCUUUGAUUCUUUGCUUAGUUUUUAUGAAGCUAUUUUCUCAUUUUAGGUUAUAUUUUGGGAUAUCUAGAAUGCUUAAGUGGCCAAAAUCUUUUUUUUUAUUCAUUUCUUCAGCCUCACUUCCUGAUUUGGAGUAAUAGUAAAUUAGACUACAAAUGCUAGGUUGCCUUAAUUUUAAGCCAAAUUCUGAUUCUCUAUUUUGUAAAGGUUAUGUAUGUUUAUUUUUAAAUUGACAAGGUUUAGUAAAGCAUUAAUUUAGAGAACCUUAUUUCAGAUCUUAGCUCUGCUGUUGACUUUGGGCAGGUCCCUCUGUUGUGAAAGUUUUGUUUUUUGUAAAAUGUGAUGAAGUUGAAUUAGGUGAUCUCUAAGGCCUAUUACUCUAAAUCCUAUUAAUACCCUUUGUCCCACCAUUUUUCCUCCUUUGUCAUUUAGUAUUUGUGAAAGGAAUACAAGUUUUUUAUAUGUCUGAAAAAACAUAAUUAUGAUGGUAAUCUGAAAAAAAUUAAAAAGCUAAAUAGAAAUAUAUAUGCUAUGUUUUUAUAUGUGUAUAACUUUUAUUAUCCAAUACUGUGCUCUCAUAGCUCAGAUGAUAGAGAAGACUAUAUUUGGAAAGCUAUGCUUUUGCAAGAUGAAUUUUCUUGACAUUCUAAGCCAUAGAAAUUUGUAUUAAAAUUACAAACAAAAGUUUCACAUUACAGAAUAAAAACCUGACUUUUUUGAAUUGUACUUGUUUAGUUUUUAAAAAUUAGUUGCUCUACGGGGCAGCUAGGUGGCACAGUAGAUAGAGCACUGGUCCUGGAUUCAGGAAGACCUGAGUUCAAAUGUGACCUCAGACACUUGACACUUACUAGCUGUGUGACCCUGGGCAAGUCACUUAACCCCAAUUGCCUCACCAAAAAAAAAAAAAAUCAGUUGCUCUAAUUGUAGCCUCAUUUCCCCAAAGCUGUAACACUUAAGUUGUCAAAAUAAUUAUAAGAAAAUGUUGAUAAUAUAAGAAAAGAGUUUAAAAUUAAUUUAAUUUUAAAAAAUCUAAAUCAAAUGAGGCUUUACAGAUUAUAUUAGAGCACAGGGUGAGGGAAUUAGGGGUAUCAGGGCUAUGGGAGCAUUCUUACUGUGGAACUAACAUGUCUGUUGGAAAACUUUGCAAUUAUUACCGCAUGGUUCUGCUUAGAAUUUGAUACAGAUUCUAACUUUGUACAUUUUGGGGAAAGGAUUGGCAUAGUUUUGAUUUUUGCUGCCAAGUUUUGAUUUUUGCUUUAUUGGAUGUACUCCC
Messenger RNA from Dromiciops gliroides (monito del monte), 8729 nucleotides. RefSeq names its product SMAD family member 5 (gene SMAD5). The record is from RefSeq and is a predicted model, not a curated record. Gene Ontology annotation, biological process: transforming growth factor beta receptor signaling pathway; BMP signaling pathway; SMAD protein signal transduction. Gene Ontology annotation, molecular function: DNA-binding transcription factor activity, RNA polymerase II-specific; RNA polymerase II cis-regulatory region sequence-specific DNA binding; I-SMAD binding. Gene Ontology annotation, cellular component: heteromeric SMAD protein complex. The transcript is spliced from 8 exons. NCBI's taxonomy places the organism in Eukaryota, Metazoa, Chordata, Mammalia, Microbiotheria, Microbiotheriidae. Bases 472 to 1869 code for a protein of 465 amino acids.